AGUAUGUCAUUGUUCGGUCAAACUUAUUAUCAUUACCCCUUUUAUUAUUUCUUUUUCGCCACAAUCACAACAUUUGGCAUAACAUAAAGUCUCGCGUAACAAUAUUAAUUAGUUAUUUUCAACAAGCAUUUCCAAAUUACGAAAAAAAUUUAAACGACUUAUUGGCGAUGAGCUAAACAACAACCUAACACCAGUUUCCCGACUCUUAGGAUUGGCCUUACCGUCGUUUAAUGGAAACCAUACCGAAUGUGAAAACUUUAUUACUUCAUUCUUGGAUUUUAUGAACCGUUUGAAACAGGGCUCAUCAUACCCUAUUGACGCCAUGACUGCUGCUAAGCAACAGUUAUGGCGACAAUGGUUAGCCGACUACAUAAACGAGCUUCGAGGACGAAGAAAAUGGACAACACCAUCAUCGAACAUUUGGGCGGGCGAGUGGACCCCACUCAUGACAAUAUUAAUCAGCUCCUACAAUGGACAAUCGGACGCAUCAAAGGGGUCGUACCUGCAAAGAUGGAUUUAUUCGAGUGGACCAAACUCAAACCAGGAAGGCAUCAUGUUGUCGACCUGUACUAAAGCUAGCCGUGCUGUCUAUUUCUGGUUCCAACACCGGCCCCGUUGAACGCCUCCACGGCUUCAACAAAUCGGCAGCGGCGCCAGCUUGUAAGGUCGACGACCCUGACCUUGCCGUCCUCUCCUGCGUGCGUCGCGACGAUCCUUCCCAGGAGCCACUGUUGAGGCAGCAGGUUGUCCUCUGCCACGACGACGAAUUGGCCCUCCUCGACGUUGGCCUUCUCCUCGUGCCACUUGCCCCGAACCUGAAGGCCCAGGACAUAUUCCCGGGACCAUCGCCGCCAGAACGUUUGCCUGACUGAAGAGACAAGCCGCCAUCGCUGCAAGCAACUGAGACCCGCCUGGUCCGGGGUCCGGAGUGCUGGUGCUGCGAUGAGCGGCCCUCCAGUCAGUAGGUGCCCGGGAGUUAGCGCCUCUCCGUCGCUUGGGUCCUGGCUGAGCGCUCCGAGGGGCCGCGAGUUCAUCGUGGCCUCGAUCCCGACGAGUUGUCGCAAUGCACCGACUGCGGACAUCCUCGUCGACCAAUGAAUCUUUGAAAAGCCAAUAGAAAAGAAUCAGUACUUAGAUCUGAGACAAUCUCUAAGUGAACCGCCUUGGACGCAAAACAAACAUAUAAGGCAACGUAGGACUUAUACGGGGGCCUUCCUCGAAUUUUUAAUGUCGUAUAGACAGGGCCACAAAAAUCAACGCCACAUCACGGAGUCUAUCUGCGGGAAGAUUUUCCAUAAUUUGUGUCAU
Drosophila teissieri is the source of this 1308-nucleotide messenger RNA. RefSeq lists its product as uncharacterized. Lineage: Eukaryota; Metazoa; Arthropoda; Insecta; Diptera; Drosophilidae. The coding region runs from base 471 to 872 and encodes 133 amino acids. The record is from RefSeq and is a predicted model, not a curated record. The transcript has 2 exons.